AUGGCGGUAGACAUCACACUCCUGUUCCGGGCCAGCGUCAAGACCGUGAAGACUCGGAACAAAGCGCUGGGAGUGGCGGUGGGCGCCGGAGUCGAUGGCAGCCGCGACGAGUUGUUCCGCCGCAGCCCCCGGCCCAAGGGCGACUUCUCCAGCCGGGCGCGCGAAGUGAUUUCACACAUCGGCAAACUGAGAGAUUUUCUUCUGGAACACAGGAAAGACUACAUCAAUGCUCACAGCCAUAUCCUGUCUGAAUAUGGGAGGAUGACAGACGCAGAGCGAGACCAGAUAGACCAGGACGCGCAGACGUUCAUGAGGACCUGCUCAGAAGCAAUUCAGCAGCUGAGGAAUCAAGCCCACAAGGAGACCCACUCCCAGCAAGUGAGGGAGCACAGGAGCGCCAUCCUGGACUUCACCCAGGACUACCUGAGAAGAGUUUGCAAACUGUACUCAGAACAAAGAGCCAUCCGCGUGAAACGAGUGGUGGAUAAGAAGAGGCUAGCCAAGCUGGAGCCAGAAGCAACCGCAAAGACAAGGGAACCCGGUUCUUCUGAGGAAGUUUCCCUGGACCCUUCGCAGGACUCUGGAGAGAAGCCGGUCGCCGAGGAACAUGCAGAAAAGAUUCCAGCUGAAGCGCAGCCUGAGUUGGGCAGCUGGGGAGACAGCAGAGGCGAAGACGAGCUCUCCCCAGAGGAAAUACAGAUGUUUGAACAAGAAAAUCAGCGCCUCAUCGGUGAAAUGAACAGCCUGUUCGACGAAGUGAGGCAAAUUGAAGGGAAGGUGGUUGAAAUUUCCAGACUCCAAGAGAUCUUCACAGAGAAGGUUUUACAGCAGGAAGCAGAGAUUGACAGCAUCCACCAGCUGGUCGUGGGCGCCACUGAGAACAUCAAGGAGGGCAACGAGGACAUCAGAGAGGCCAUCAAGAACAACGCGGGCUUCCGCGUGUGGGUGCUCUUCUUCCUGGUGAUGUGCUCCUUCUCCCUGCUCUUCCUCGACUGGUACGACAGCUAGUCCCGCUCCGGCAGCGCGCAGGCCUGGCCUCCACGUAGGCCUGUGGUCAGUCCUGACCAGGUCUGACCACAGCAGGUGGCGCUGAGAGACACAUACUCCACUAAAGGGACACAAACCCACCUGGAGUUUUAAGCCCAUUCAGUAGCUGAACGAGACAACAAUGAACACGAGGCAGAUGGGGAAAUGGGAGGGGUUGUUAUGGUACCGCAGGUCUCGCUCCACCAGCAUCUCGGGGCUCAGAGGAGGCACGGCCUGACUUCCUGCCGCUGGGGCCUAAGGAGCUUUUGUUCAGAGAACGGACGGGCCCCAGAGCCCGGGCCUGCUGCUCUCGCUGUGCAUCGACACCCUAGGAGACGUGAUGGGACCGUCCGUAAUGGCAGCACGGGCUGGAGCCGCAUCUGCACACAGCGUCCUGGGGCCCUGGGCCUGUGAAAUGCGUGCUGUGCAGACAGUCUGCUGGGCAGUCUCAGGGACCCUCGUGUUCUCUGUGUAAAUGAACGACAACCAAUAAAGUCUGUUUACUCGAAACUGCAA
Molecule: messenger RNA, 1542 nt
Organism: Myotis daubentonii (Daubenton's bat)
Lineage: Eukaryota; Metazoa; Chordata; Mammalia; Chiroptera; Vespertilionidae
Gene: STX18
Product: syntaxin 18
Biological process (GO): retrograde vesicle-mediated transport, Golgi to endoplasmic reticulum; intracellular protein transport
Cellular component (GO): endoplasmic reticulum; membrane; SNARE complex
Molecular function (GO): SNAP receptor activity
Source: RefSeq, a predicted model, not a curated record